Solanum pennellii is the source of this 1533-nucleotide messenger RNA. RefSeq names its product alkane hydroxylase MAH1-like. The record is from RefSeq and is a predicted model, not a curated record. Lineage: Eukaryota; Viridiplantae; Streptophyta; Magnoliopsida; Solanales; Solanaceae. Gene Ontology annotation, molecular function: iron ion binding; heme binding; oxidoreductase activity, acting on paired donors, with incorporation or reduction of molecular oxygen. The coding region runs from base 1 to 1533 and encodes 510 amino acids. The transcript has a single exon.
AUGUCAAUUGUUGGAUUAGGUUACAUUGAAAUAUUCCUAGCAAUACUAUGUUUUUUCUUAUUUCAUUCCCUAAAUCAUCCAAAGGGAUACCCAAAAAGCUGGCCAAUUGUUGGUAUGUUACCAAGUAUGCUUUUUCACUUAAAACAUAUUCAUGAUAGGCUUACUGUCAUCAUGAGUGAAUCAGGAGGAACUUUUGUACCAAAAGGUCCAUUAUUUGCAGAAAUGGACAUAUUAGCUACAAUUGAUCCAUCAAAUGUACACUACAUUAUGAGUCAAAAUUUCAUGAAUUUCCCUAAAGGGAAAAAAUUCAAGGAACUUUUUGAUGUUUUAGGAGAUGGAAUUUUCAACGCGGACAUGGAUUUAUGGAAGAUCCAAAGGAAAACAACUCGUUCUUUGGUCACUCAUCAACAGUUUUACAAGUUUUUAAUCAAGACUAGUCGCGAUAAAGUGGAGAAAGGACUUAUUAAUGUUCUUGAUCAUGUUUGUAACAAGGGUGUCAUUGUAGACUUACAAGAUUUAUUUCAAAGGUUCACUUUUGAUACUACUUGUAUAUUAGUUACUGGAUAUGAUCCUGGUUGUGUAUCAAUUGAUUUCCCUCAUGUUCCUUUUUCGAAAGCUUUGGAUGAUGCUGAAGAAGCUAUUCUAUUUAGACAUGUUAUACCUGAGCCAAUUUGGAAGCUACAAAGAUGGCUUGGAAUUGGAGAGGAAAAAAAGUUGAGUAAAGCUUGGGAAACUAUGGAUGAUGUUAUAGGUAAUUAUAUAUCUAAAAAACGCGAUGAGUUAACAAAAAUUGAAACUCAUGAUGAUGAAGUGGAAGAGAACGAUGAGGGUUUUGAUCUUUUGACCUUUUAUCUCAAAGAAGGUCAAGAUUUGGGAGUGAAUUGUGAUGAUAAGUUCUUGAGGGAUACUAUCUUGAACCUAAUGAUCGCGGGGCGUGACACUACUAGCUCAGCUCUCACAUGGUUCAUUUGGCUUGUCACAAAGAAUCCACAAGUGGAGAAGAAAUUAAGGGAAGAAAUCAACUCAAUUAUUCCAAAAGAAGAAGUUGGAAAAUUUAGGGUUUUCAAUGUUCAUGAAUUGAACAAGUUGGUUUAUUUACAUGGUGCAUUAUGUGAUUCACUAAGGUUAUAUCCACCUGUUCCAUUUCAACACAAGGAGCCACUUAAAGAAGAUACUCUCCCAAGUGGUCAUAAAGUUCAUCCAAAGAUGAUGAUUUUGUUCUCAUUGUAUGCAAUGGCGAGGACAGAGUCGAUUUGGGGGAAAGAUUGUUUAGAAUUCAAGCCAGAAAGAUGGAUUUCAGAGACAGGAACGAUAAAGCACGAGCCUUCGUAUAAGUUCAUGGCUUUUAAUGCUGGACCAAGAACUUGUUUAGGGAAAGAAGUGGCUUUCACUCAAAUGAAAGCUGUGGCUGCUACUAUCAUACAUAAUUACAAAGUUGAAGUUGUGGAAGGACAAACUAUUGAACCUAAUUCUUCUAUUAUUCUCUAUAUGAGAAAUGGUUUUAAAGUAAGGAUUAGUAGGAGAUGGACUUAG